Messenger RNA from Rodentolepis nana, 864 nucleotides. NCBI's taxonomy places the organism in Eukaryota, Metazoa, Platyhelminthes, Cestoda, Cyclophyllidea, Hymenolepididae. The record is from the annotation of a GenBank genome assembly.
AUGGACCCAAAAAUAUUCCAAUCAAAGGCAAGAAGAUUACGGAUUCUGGAUGAUCUUUCUGACAGUCUUUGUCGUGUCGCUGAUUUAGCUGAUUGCGUUCGAGCCCUGCAUCCAGAUCAGGCUUAUCAAAGUGCCGCUAAUGAUGUUUGCAUCCACGUUGGAAAUCUAGUCGAAAAUCUAAACACUGAUGUUGAGCUUUACAAUGCGUCUCUUAAAGCUAUCACAGAUCGGACUUCGUCAACGCAUAAUCCUGAAAUAGAUUGUGACUCAGUCGAUCAGCGUGUUCUCUCUCUCUUCGUUGAAGAUUUUGAGCAAUCCGGUGUUCAUCUAAAGGAAAUAUCUGAUCGGCAAGCGUUUCUCAAAGCUGCAUCUGAAAACCUAGAACUCGGAGUUGAAUUCAAUCGAAUUGCCAAUUCUCCUGUCAUUCUCGAUUCCUCGUCUUUGAAUGCAAUUUCUAAGGAUGUUGAUUGGAGACCGUUUAAUGGUCGGAAACUAUGCGCUCCUUUUUACGAGGCACCGCAACAAUUCCUUAGAGCUCUAACUUAUGCUCUUUUCUACAAUCCCAUUGAAGGCCAAGAAGAAAGGCUGUUUGCUCUCCUUGAUUCCAGAGACAGAAUGGCUAAGUAUGUGAUUGGAAAUUCGGAUAAACCACUUUUUAGAUCCGCCGGAAAGAAGUCAUUCCUCUAUCGGGCUAUUCAACCAUCAAGUCUUGCUGAAUCUCCAGAGGGUGUUGAAGUAUUUUUGACAACUUUAUCAACAUUGUUGUCACCAAGUGCUGAGGAGACUACUCGUUCUCAGUUAUUGUCUUGGUUGGAUUCUAAACUAGAUUAUCUUUCAAUAGGCUUUCAAGGUGUUACACUCUAG